Molecule: messenger RNA, 1999 nt
Organism: Schizosaccharomyces octosporus yFS286
Lineage: Eukaryota; Fungi; Ascomycota; Schizosaccharomycetes; Schizosaccharomycetales; Schizosaccharomycetaceae
Product: pescadillo-family BRCT domain-containing protein
Exons: 3
Coding region: 39-1865 (608 amino acids)
Biological process (GO): ribosome biogenesis; maturation of LSU-rRNA from tricistronic rRNA transcript (SSU-rRNA, 5.8S rRNA, LSU-rRNA)
Cellular component (GO): PeBoW complex; nucleolus
Molecular function (GO): RNA binding
Source: RefSeq, a predicted model, not a curated record
ACUCCCUUCAACAAUUCACAAAGCACUCUUCCUGCAGUAUGGGAAAAAUUAAGCAGAAAGGGAAAACCGGAGCUGCUCGUGUGUAUAUCACGAGAAACCAAGCUUUAAAGAAGCUUCAGGUUACUCUAGCUGACUUUCGUCGCAUUUGCAUCUUAAAGGGUGUUUAUCCCCGCGAGCCCAAGAACAAGAAGAAAGCAAAUAAAGGCUCCACUGCUCCUGUUACCUUUUACUACAGUAAGGACAUUCAAUAUUUGCUUCAUGAACCAGUUGUCCAAAAGUUCCGUGAAUAUAAGACUUUCGUACGCAAGUUAAGUAAGGCAAUUGGUAAAGGUGAACUGGAUACUGCAAAGCGCCUUGAAAAUAAUAAGCCUGUUUAUCAUUUAGACCAUAUUAUCAAGGAGCGCUAUCCCACCUUCCACGACGCCAUUAAGGAUAUUGAUGAUGCUUUAAGUAUGCUGUUUCUUUUCUCUACCAUGCCAGUCACGGAUAAGAUCGGAGCAGCGACUGUAGCCAACUGCGAGCGUCUCUGUGCUGAAUUUCAACAAUAUGUAAUCCGUACCCAUAGUCUGCGUAAGACUUUCUUGUCUAUCAAGGGUAUUUACUAUCAGGCCGAUAUUUUUGGUGUUGAGGUUACCUGGAUUGUUCCUUACAAAUUCUCUCAGAACGUUCCUACUGAUGUAGAUUUCCGUAUCAUGCACACAUUUCUCGAGUUUUACCAAUCUUUAAUGGGAUUUGUAAACUUCAAGCUAUUCAACAGUAUUGGACUUCGUUAUCCACCUAAGCUGGAUGUUGCUAAGAGUGAGUCCGCUGCUGGUCUUGCUGCGUAUGACUUGGAAGAAUCAAAUUCUCUCCCUGCGAUAGCACACGGUGAUAACAAGCAAGCUCGUAAACGUAUUGCUAGCCUUGGUAACAAGAUUGGUGAUAUUGUUGAACGAGAUGCUAAAACGGAUGAGCGGCCAGAGCAAGAAUCUGCGGAGACAAAUGCUGCAGUCGACAAUGGAGAGGAUGACAAGUUGGAUGAAUUUAAAGCCAUCGACGAAGAUACUUCGGAAACUCCUUCCAAAGCCGAUGCUCAAGUUUCUUCCAUCGAUGCUUCGUUACUUGCUCCCUUUACAUUUUACCUCUCUCGUGAAGUUCCUCGGUUUUCUUUGGAGUUUGUUAUUCGUGCAUUUGGCGGAAAGGUUGCUUGGGACCCUGUGCUUGGUGGAGGAUCUCCAUAUGCUGAAUCUGAUCCAGUAAUUACUCACCAUAUCAGCGACCGUCCUCAUCUUGCACAAAAAUACGAAGGUCGUGUUUAUGUUCAACCCCAGUGGGUUUACGAUUCGGUGAACAAGGGUCGUCUGGAAAGAACUGAUCUUUAUGUUCCUGGUGCAACUCUUCCUCCCCAUCUUAGUCCCUUCGUCAAGCUUAGUGAAAAUGACUAUAAUCCUGAAGAAGAAGUAUCUGCAGACGAAGAAGAGGAAGAAGAAGAACAAGGUGUUGAUGAUAACGAAGAUAAGAAGGCAAUUGAGGAAGAAAAGAAGGUUGAAGAGCCUUCCGCUGACGUUGAGGAAGAUGAAACAGAAAAGGUCGAUCUUGAACAUCAAAGAGAGCUUGAAGCUGAGGCUGCUGGUAUUGAGUAUUCUGAAUACAUGAAGAAUAACAAGCCUACUAAGUCUAAGAAGCGUUCUAUUGACGCAAUGAGUGCCGACCAGAAGAGCGAGAAAGAGGCAAAGGAACUCUCUAAAAUGAUGAUGAGCAAUAAACAAAGAAAGCUUUAUAAUAAGCUGGAAAAUGCCAAUAUUAAAAAGGAGAACUACAACAAUAACCUUCGUAAUAAGAAGAAGGAAAUUCAAAAGAAUAAAAAGGCAAAGGCCAAUAAAUAGAGGGUUGGUUUUAAUUACGGUUCAUAGUAAUAUAUUUUGGAAACUUUUUGGGUUACGUGGAUGGACGUUGAUAUGCAUAUCUAAUACAUAGACUACUCUACAUUCUAUAAUUUUGCGACAAUGUAUUAUUCAGA